AAUGAAAACGUAGGGGCAACAAUAGAGAGGGGGAGAGAGGGAUCUGUAUCCACUGACAAUCUCUGGAGGAAGUUAGUGUCUCAGGCUGCGGCGAGUAGCAACCUCGGCUCCUCCUGGACAGUUUAAACUUUCUGUCGGGGAGGAAUGAUCUCUCCUCUAGGCUCCUGCUCUUUUUGGAUUUUAACUCGACAAUAUCUUCAUAUUUUUUGCUUCUUCUGCAGACUCCUCGAACAGUUUACUUUAGAGUUUCGGUCAUAGUUUUUUCCUUUUCUUCUUGCACCAUAAUCUCAUCAGUAGAAAGACAUCGUUGACUUCACCUGUUGCCCAGAGAUGUUGAGAAUCGCCGAGCAGAUGUGAACGGCUCAACACCAGCAUAACUCAAACAAAUCGUUCAAAAGAAAGCCGUUUUCUAGUUUCUAGUUCAGUUACAUCAGUGAGGAACACGGGCAUGGAUCUGAGACCGGAGCACCCCACAGUCUCCUCUGCCUCUCAAGUCCACCCAGGGGCGGCGGCGGCGGCGGCGGCGGCGGCGGCAGCCUCCAUCCCGGUGUCCAUGGCCAGCAGCCUUCUGCGCGGCCCUCCGCUCAUCUUGCGCGCCGCGGACAAGUACCCGCGUACCCCGAAGUGUGCCCGCUGCAGGAACCACGGCGUGGUUUCCGCGCUGAAGGGUCACAAGCGCUACUGCCGCUGGAAGGACUGUAUGUGCGCCAAGUGCACGCUGAUCGCCGAGAGGCAGCGAGUGAUGGCAGCGCAGGUGGCGCUGCGGCGGCAGCAGGCGCAGGAGGAGAACGAAGCCCGGGAGCUGCAGCUGCUCUACGGCACGGCGGAGGGACUGGCCCUGGCCGCCGCCAACGGCAUCAUCCCCCCGCGGCCAAACUACGAGGUCUUUACCUCUGUCAACAGCGAGAGUAACUCAGAGUCAAGUAUCCAGAAGUAUGAGCUGUUUUCUAAGAGCCAGCUGUCCGGAUCCGCCAGCUCUCAGCAGUCUGCUAUGGGGAAACCGGCGUCUACCGAAAAUGACUCGGCCCCGGGCAUGUCGUCCCCAGACGGCCGACAUGGAGGCUCGGGUUCAGAGAACGGAGACAGCGAGUCUUUCAUCAACUCGCCGGUCUCCAAGCCUUUAAAAGACGGAGGGGAAACUCCUGGCUCCGUCAGCUCCAUUGCCUCUGAUUCCGGCUCUGAGACCGACAAAGACGAGCAGGAGCCGUCCCCUUCCUCUGCGGCCUCCCGGCACAUGAACGCCAUCGACAUCCUGACCCGAGUGUUCCCCAGCCACAAGCGGAGCGUCCUGGAGCUCGUCCUGCAAGGCUGCGGUAAGGACGUGGUGCAGGCCAUCGAGCAGAUCCUCAACAACAGCGGCGCACAGAGCUCCAACAAGGCCGGGACAGCUGAGACGUGGACGGCCGAGCGGGUGCUCCAAAACGCACAGCAGCCUCCGCCGUCCUCCGCAUCCACAACCGCCCCGACGAGGCCCAUGUUACCCGGAGCCAUGACGCUCAGUAACCGCUCUGCAUUUUCUCCUCUCCAGCCAAACUCCCCGCACUUCGGCGCCGACCCCAGCACCUAUCCUUUGGGCACCCACCUGGGACUGAACCCUCUGCGGCUGGCCUACUCUGCGCACAGCCGGGGACUGGCUUUCAUGACGCCCUACUCCACCACCGGGUUGAUGCCCACCCUGGGCUUCAGACCCCCGAUAGACUAUGCCUUUAGUGACCUGAUAAGGGACAGGACAAUGUUACACAAGGAGCAAGGCUAUGCCAGCGGCCUGUACGGGCCCUUGGUCAACAACACGCCAGAAAAACAGUGAGGCUGGUGGACUGACCACAGAGACACAUUACAUUGUAUUUGUAGCCACAAGUGUUGAAUGUUCUGGCGAAAUUCUGUGAUGUGUUUUGACUACAGGCUGCUGUACAUAAUAGGAUUAUCUGGCUUGUAGUCAAAUGGUCUGAGAUAAAUAAUAAUAAAAAAAAAAAACUAAACUCACUUAUGUGUAAUUUUCAAAAAUAAUUUUAUAUGUUUGACUAAGAAAGUUUGGAUGACAUUCCCCAGGUAUGAAGUUGAUCAAUAAAAUAAAAGUGAAGCUGAAAAGAUAUUUAUAGAUUCCAAAAUAAAUCACAACGAAGCUGGGAAAGUAAAAAAGUAAACCCAGCAGAGUUAUGACCUGUUUAAAGCCCAUCACAUUUCUCAGCUGGUUGGUGAAACUGAAGUGCAUAUGAUGUUUAAAAUCAAACUUUAAAUAUGCAUUUCUCUCACACACUCGGGAUAUUAAUUGAGUCAAAAUUAAGUUAUUAUAACAUGUAGAUGACGGAUAUUAACCCUAUUUCCUGAUGUACAAGUUGAACUAAUGAUGUGUAAAUGCCACCCCUUUUUUUCUUGUCUUAUUUCACUUAUCUCGUCUAUUUGUUUAGUUAAUUUCCAACUGCCUGUAUUAAAUAUUGCAUUUGGUAAUAUACUAUAUUUGACUUUCAUUUAUCCGCUAGUCAGCUCAAUUUUUUUUUGUGACAAAGUGCUGGAUCAAGUCAGUUCAUCUUCAAAUGUUAAGCUGUGCUGUCACAUUGUAUGAAUAUGCUGGAAAUAAAUGUUAUUUUAACGAAA
Molecule: messenger RNA, 2595 nt
Organism: Perca fluviatilis (European perch)
Lineage: Eukaryota; Metazoa; Chordata; Actinopteri; Perciformes; Percidae
Gene: dmrta2
Product: DMRT-like family A2
Exons: 2
Coding region: 449-1807 (452 amino acids)
Biological process (GO): regulation of transcription by RNA polymerase II; germ cell development; sex differentiation
Cellular component (GO): nucleus
Molecular function (GO): DNA-binding transcription factor activity, RNA polymerase II-specific; RNA polymerase II cis-regulatory region sequence-specific DNA binding; protein binding
Source: RefSeq, a predicted model, not a curated record